UAUAAUGUUAUGUGUAGAACGACAAAAUACUAUUCAUUAUUUUCCACAUUAUUCUUCUAUUAUUUGUUCUCUUCCUUUCUAUUAUAUAAUAAGUUUUAAGUGAGAGGUCGAUUUAAUUGUUCAUAUAAUAUGGCAACAGUAGUCGUUUGGAAGGGUCCAAUUUAGUAGUGGUUCCAAUUUGAUCGACUGAAACGGCACGAUUUCUGGUGUAUGAAGUUAUUCAUCCCACCGAACACGUCUUUCUCCACACUGACCCAUGUAAUCUCACUUCGUGAGGAAUUUUCUGUCUAUAUAUCGUUUCUCCACUACUCCAUGAUUCUGAUCAUUUUCAAAUUUCUAAUAAGCUAUGGAGGGACAACUAGGAAAAUGUGGGGAAAUAAGAAGGCUCCACAUCAUCUACUUUCUCACUCAUCUUGGUCGCUCAGAACAUCCUCAUCUCAUUCGAGUUCACCAUCUCACACGUACCGGCGUUUAUCUUCGAGAUGUUAAGAGAUGGCUUGGGGACUUACGAGGAAAGGACAUGGCAGAAGCUUAUGCUUGGUCUUAUAAAAGGAGGUACAAAAGUGGUUAUGUUUGGCAAGACUUGGUAGAUGAAGAUCUCAUUACCCCUCUUUCCGACAAUGAAUACGUCCUAAAAGGAUCCGAAAUUAUCUCCACCCCCGUUGAUGGUGAGAAAACAGAUAUUAUCAACGCCAGUUCAUAUCAUUAUUGUACCGAAAAUAAAGCUGUAAAGACUACAAUUAUGAGGGUUGAAGAUGAUGUGAAAGCAGCUCAUAAACAAAUUAGCUCUUGUAAAAAUUCAUGCUCUCCAAAAAUUUCUCCACAACCAACAGCAACAACAACAAAAACUUUCUCCGAAAUUAACGAGGAUUCAUCACUGUCUAGUUUUUGUUCAGAAAAAUCUUCUUUGACUGAUGAAUUAGAUUCAGUGAAGCAGGAGAACGACAACUACCAGUUGAGUAUUUGUAAUAUAAAACAAGAUCACAAUCAAGAACAGCACUCCACCACCACCAAGAAACUUGAAAUUUCUACUCCUUUAUUUAACAACAACAAGGUCAAGAGAUCGAAGAACAACAACGAACUGGAUGAUAGUAUGAGGGCCGCCGGCUCUUCAUCUUUCUCAUCACCAUCAUCAUCUUCUAAAUCAGUACCUUUAUCUGCAAAGAGAAAGAGCUUUUCUGGUGGAGCUUCAAACGUACUUAAGAGCUUCAUUACUUGCCGCGCUGUGGAUACAAACGACACCGUUUUAGUUACAGUAAAACACCACGGUGGAUGCAGUGGCGGCUUCCAAAAGAGUACUGGAUCCGUUAAAGGUAAUACAAAACCAAAUAACAAUAAUAACAAUGAGAAGGACGAUCAGUACGUUUUCACGGGUGGGCGAAGGUCUUUCCAUACUUGUUGGAAGUACCAGGAGUUUGAAGUACAACAGCCUCAAAAUUACAAUGCUAGAAGAAGCUGUGAUGAGAGGAGUAGUACUACUGCAAGCUCAUCAAAGAAGGAUCAGCAGCAGAGCGAAUUCUCUAAACAAAGAACAAUUCCAUCAGCUUACAGGGCAGCCAGAGAGCCCAAUUGCUCGCAAUGUGGGAAAGCAUUCAAACCAGAGAAACUGCACUCGCAUAUGAAGUCUUGCAGAGGCAUGAAAACUUUGGGUAAUAAGAGCAAUGCUAAUACUUCUGUUAACAAGAGUACAGUACUUUAUUCACACCAGGGAUCUUCUGCCACUUCAUCCUACAAAGAAUCAGCUCUUGCCCAUUUCUUAACUAGUUCAUCAUGAACUCACUGUAUAAACAUAUUAUUACAUAUGCCUAUUUAAAAAAACACCCGUUCUUAUCUAAUCACAUAUACAUAAUAGGACUCAUACAUGUAGUUACCACACCGCUUAAUUAUCUUUGCUUUUUUUACCCUUUUUAGAAUUAUUUUCUUGUUCUUGUGAUUCUUGUUCUUAUCUUUCUUUCCAAAAUUGUUGCAAGUGAAUUAGUGAUAUAGCUAUGUUGUGUAAAAACAAAGAAAUAAUAUUCAUGAAUUGUCCUUAAUAAGAUAAACGAAUAUUUAAAACCA
This is a messenger RNA of Cannabis sativa, 2058 nucleotides long. RefSeq names its product protein SOSEKI 1. The coding region runs from base 347 to 1774 and encodes 475 amino acids. The record is from RefSeq and is a predicted model, not a curated record. The transcript is spliced from 8 exons. NCBI's taxonomy places the organism in Eukaryota, Viridiplantae, Streptophyta, Magnoliopsida, Rosales, Cannabaceae.